Messenger RNA from Rhipicephalus sanguineus (brown dog tick), 7285 nucleotides. Its product is annotated as BTB/POZ domain-containing protein 6. Gene Ontology annotation, cellular component: cytosol. The record is from RefSeq and is a predicted model, not a curated record. The coding region runs from base 875 to 2035 and encodes 386 amino acids. Lineage: Eukaryota; Metazoa; Arthropoda; Arachnida; Ixodida; Ixodidae. Gene Ontology annotation, molecular function: protein binding. The transcript has 5 exons. Gene Ontology annotation, biological process: neurogenesis.
ACCGAUGCGCUUUCCGGGGCACGGCGCUGUCGGAAGACGCAGCUCUCCUGGACAUCCGACGUGGAGCGCGCGGUGAUCGCUGCUUGCACGAGACUUGCGUUUUUGCGAGCCCCGCACUACACUGGCAGGCAACAUCGAAGAAGAAGUGUGGAACACCUAUCGUUUUGUCAUAAUCUCAAUUACGCGCCAUCGAUCGUCUCCUGGCGAGUCAGAGGUUGGCCGUCAGUUAACUUGGAUGCCUACCUGCGGGGAUUUGGUAGCGCGUGCGAGAAUCCGCGUGAGCACCUCCGGGAGAAUCGACGUCACCGGUUUCGGAGCGCGAACGUUACGCUACUCGGACAGCGUUGGGCCAUCUGCAUGGUACGCUGAGGCUGGAAAUGGACGUUCGCCAUGCACCAGGCUUAGUGGCUACAAUAAUCGCACAAGUCCUGAUCAAGCAUCGUAGACGCAUCGCUGCGAGCGUUGAAAGUCCGUGGAUGUGACACUGUGUCGCGAUGGCCAUGGCUUUGUCGAGGAGACGUGGGUCUCUUCUGGGUGACACGGAGACGGAUUCCCAGAAUCCGCGGUGCCUUCGGCGACGAAGCCGCCGCUGCGGUUCUUGGCCAACGGAGAUCGUGACGACCCAGGGUCGCCGCUCUGCUGCCGGUCGCCCCGCCAAGCGCGGUGCCGCGGCCCCGCUCUCCCCCACCGAGAUAGUGGACACAACGGUGACGUCAUUUCCGUCGAAAGAAGAAAACCGGUAACCAAGAGUGCUGACAGCAGCGCCUGCGGGGACUGGGUUUCGGCACCGCACCGCGAAAAGGGCAGGACGAGCGGCAGGCGCCGGGCACCGGGUUCCCGAGGCGGCGGCCGCCCGGCUGCCUUCGCGUCGGCCAUGGCCGCCCCUCGGCGUCCCGUGCCCGCGAGGAGCCGCUGCACGCAGACCGAGCCCACGCUGUGCAGCUGCGCUUCCUACCCUCCGGCGACGGGCGUCGUCCACCCGUGGCACCCGGCGAGGCCCACAGCGCCUCCGCUGCCUGAUGCGACAGAUUUUCUGCGGCUCACGGAGCCGCCCGACGUGAGCCUCGUCGUGGGUCCCGAGACCGGAGGGACCCGGACCAUCCGAGUGCACGCUGCGGCGCUCAGACAGAGCAUCGUGCUCCAAGACUUGCUCGGCCGGUGCAACGAUGCGGACUCUGGGCGACCGACCAGGACGCUGCGUGUCGUCUGGGCAGACCCUGACGCUUUCGAGAAGAUGAUACCCUUCCUGUACGGGCGGGACGUGUGUCUCGAAGACGUGUCCACGGCACUUGACGUGAUGCGUGUCGCCCACGCUUUCGCCGUCGCCGGGCUCCUCUCCGAGUGUCUGUGCUACGUGGGUGACCACGUGGACAGGGAGACGGCGCUGUCGGCGCUCACGCGGCUCUGCGAGGUCUCCGGCGGUGGCCCUGCCUUGGACCUGCAACAGAACCUGCUGAACGAGACGCGCGCCCGCUGCCUGGACGUGGUGGACCGCAACGCCGAGCGGCUGCUGGCUGACGCCGCCUUCGAGUGCUUGCCCCGCACCGUCUUUGCCCUCGUGCUGGGCAGGGACUCCCUGUGGCUCAGGUCCGAAGUUUCGGCGGCCAAGGGUGCUGACCGUUGGGCGGCCGCCGAAUGCCGACGCCGAGGCGACGCUGCAGAACCUGCACAAAAGCGGCGAGCGCUGGGCGACGCUGCCUACCUGGUUCGUCACUUCUUGCUCGACCGCGACCAGUUCCGACGCGCGGCCCCGGCAAUGCUGGACGACAGCGAGGCAGCGCUCGUGCUCGAAUUCAUGGACGGCCGCAUCGGAGAGGACCGACUGACGCCGGCACUCAGGACCAACCUGGCGCUGAGGCAGCGCCCUUCGCUGCCACCUUUGCCGUUGGCUGCACCCGACAGUGAACAGAGCACCACUCCGGCCACCGGGCAAGUGCGAUCUCAGACGCUGGCCAGGAGCCGAAAGUCCACGUCGGCCAAAGUGCGCAAGUGCGCCGCGGAUGUGUUCUGGACAUUCGUGUCUAUUCUAGACUAAGGGCGCCUCGCGUCUCUCUGUCAUUGUGCGCAGAAGACGCCUGCUGGGCGGGACCUCAGUGCUCCUUGCUUCAGGAAUGGCUGGCUUUCAUUUUGCUAAUUGGGUGCCAGAGUGCUUCUCGCCUACUUUACUAUUGCGCUCAAGUGUCAAAGGCGAAGGCAUGUAAAUACGUAUUUCCGUUAUUUGUGACAGUGAACAAAUUCUGGAAUGCGGCACUAGAUAUUACACUGCGCAAGCACGUGGCACUACAGCUGUGUCGAUACGCUGAUGUGAGUUUUCGAGAAAGGUAUGUGGGAAGAAGGACAAAGACUGCAUAUACUGAGAUGAAGGUUAAAGUGCCUAAGCUUUCUACUCGGCUUCGCGAAGUUUCGAAACGCCGUUAUUGACCUUCAAUCGCUUCGGCAACACGUCAACACGUAUGAAAGGUGCAGUGUGUUGUGGGCGCUGGUGAUAAGGCUGCCUGAUGAGUCCUUACAGUUGGACAGCGCUGAGAGAGGUGGCAUACACAGAUAGAAAAAAGAAUCAAAACGUGUGAGCAUUAUCUAACUGGCCACUCACUGUGCAGCUGUAUUCUGCAUGAGCUGCUGACAUAGAGGAGAGAAAGAAGCAUAAGACAGCGUUUUAAGCCAAGAUCUGUGAAUCGCGGCCAUGUGAAACGAUAAAUUAUUCAUGUUCACAUAUUUCGUGUGACUACUACCAAAGAAAAAUACGAAUGCGCAAACAACAAAUGUUUUAUCAUUAUUACCGGGCCUAUGCAGAUUUAUUCGUCCAUUCGGAAUGCCACUCUCAUCUUACGGUGGCGCAGUCACGGCGCUCAAGAAGAUUUUAUGAUUUUUAAUUAUUUUAUGUUGCGGAACAUUAGCACCCAGUGAGUGGCUUGUGCUUUGCGUAUGGUGCACUUUUAUGAUGGAAUGUGAAGACCUCGUUCCUGCCAGUUAAUUAUGGGUAAUGUUCUCUUAAUUUACACCGCACAUUCUUGCCUUAACCUCGAAAGUGUAUUUUCAGUUUUGUGCGAAGCACCGGUAUUUUAUUGGAAGGCAGAACGGAAGCGCGUGUCUUCAAGUUCUGGGUGAUGUCAAGCAAACGCGGCUUGUCUUUGUCUCAUCAAGGAUGGGAAACGCGUGUUUUUUGUUAGGUAAUUAGACAUAGAAUUUGACAAGUGCGCGCACAAUCAAACAAAUACCGAUUUCACAUUACAACCGCCGCUCCAACUAAAAGCUGUUGUUCGCAAGUAUUGAAACUUUUUCAGCCUCGCCUACCUUGAGUUUCUGGGUUUGCUGCGACGGUCGCCAAGUCAAGUCGGGAACGCUGUGCAUUAUUAUGUGCCAUAUGGUUCCAUUCUUCUCGCAUGGUAUUCCACUAGGUGUUCAGAACAUUUUUUUUGUUUUAAAUGUCAGCACUGCCUUUCGCGUAUCAUCUUUUACAAAGUGGAGAAUUUGUGCGUGUAGGUGUCAUCACACGGCAUUAAACAUUUCCGCAAAGAACGUCGUGUUAGCUGUGACGACUCAGGAAGGACCAACAAGGAAUAUAAACAAACAAAAAGCCGUUUGUGAGACCCCUUAAAACGCCGCAGGCCAGGCAAAAAAAAAAGAAAGAGAAAGCCCAUGGUAUUGUGGUUGCUAUUGCUGGGCUCAGUGUACGAGUGCCACGUACACCUUAAUUCGUUCGCUGUACUGAUGUGGGUUAGUAUGUACAAGGAAGCGGAGGGUAGGAGUGAACAAAAAGUUAUGGUUGAUCCCUCUUUCAAAGGAAUCGGUAUAACACGAAUGUGAAACGUGGCUUUACAGAAGAAGUUGCCUGCGGACAGUACCUCAAACAAUCAGAGUUACAACAGCACAAAUGUCCACUAUGUCUAUUGGUAUUGCCGUGAGGGGGCGUCGGCGCUGGGAAAGAAUACCCGGCGCGUCGUGCCACUUUGGUCACUUGCGUUGGUGGCGCAGAAUAAAGAAAAAAAAAUGGUGUUGGUGGCGCAGUGGUCAGCGUGCCCGGCACCUAUAUUCGUGGUCCGAGAGAUUAAAACUUCGAUUCCCUGGUUGAGUGCCUCGCUAAAACUGUUUUGACCAAUUUUUCUUUCUGAUCGAUUCGCGUUCAUUCUUACUUACGUCGUUUCCGUGACGGAAAUGAUCUCAGUGAAAUGUUGGAGGGCUCAGGCAAAGAACGCUUUGGUGUUAAAAAUGAUCAAGUGAACGAGGAGGAACUACGCGGACAGAGCAGCAGCCCGCCGGCAUCACUGAACGUGAUGCCGCGUGUGUGUACACUUUCAUGUCCUUCCUGCUUGAUCACAGCGCUUCGCCUUGAGAUGAUGGAAAGUAUUGAAUCUGGACUAGCCAGUGGCCAGUGCUACAUUAUACUGCCCUCGAGAUUAUGCUGUUGUUCUUUUUCGUGUGCAACUUUUAUUUUUAUGUCACAUUCAAUCUUGACCUGUACUGGAAAGGGGCAUUGUGUCGUCCGGUGGCGAAAACUUUUGCGGUGGUAGUCUGGCUCGUUAGAGCACAGAUAAUAACAUUUGUGUGUGCGUGUGUGUGGAGGGGGGGCGGGGGGGGGGUUACGUUUCUAAACCGCGAUAUGAUUAUGAGGGUCGCCUUAGUGGAGGGCUCCGGAAAUUGCGACCACAUGGGGUCCUUUAACGUGCACCUAAAUCUAAGUACACGGACCCCAAGUAUUUUCGCCUACAUCGAAAAUGCGGCCGCCGCGGCCGGGAUUCGAUCCCGCGACCUUCGGGUCAGCAGUCGAGCACCGCAACCACUAGACCAUCGUGGCGGGUAGAGCGCGGAUGCCUUGAUAGUUUCUGUCAGCUUCCUUUCUGUAACGGGCCCUGUGAGCCACCAAGCUCAAUUGCUUGCUAAUGCCUUGCCUGCCUGAGUUAAAUAUUGAAAUUUCACAGCGUCCCUUAUGCAUCGCAUAAGACGACUCGAAGACGAGAGCCAUCUCAGUCGAUUGUAUGGGUCCUCGUUACCGUUGACGACACACUGUGCCAUUCCAGUGGCACUCAGACAUAAUUAUCCCUUGUCGCUCCCUACCAACGUUCUAUACUCUUAAAAUGUUCCUCAAAUACAAGUAUAAAAAAAAUACGAUGCACUUUUGCUGGUGAAGACAUCGCUAACCUGUUGAACUUUGUUGUAUUACGUUUCUGCAGUGUCUGGCGAGAUUUAUUUCGGCACGACGCGUUCGUCAUCGCUAUAUAUAAGGCUGAUUUUAUGCUGCUUCUAUUGCUCUGUCCGGUAUAUAUAGAGAAAUCACGUGGGUUUGUAAUAUUUUAUUGAUGUGAGCUUAAGAUAUUUGAGUAUUCACAUGCAUGUUCCGGUUGCAGUUAUUGCUGCGAUUGACGGCUUAGGCCCAUGCUGAUACGGUUGUGUUUUCCUUGAGUAUGAAAGCUUGUGCGUCGCGUACUUCUUUUCUUUAUAAUUAACCAGAAUCAUUAUUCGAAAAGAUGAUAAGGUUGAGCAAACACUUGCUCUGAAAUCAAGCUUGAAAGAAAAAAAAAUGGAAGGAAAACAGUGUAAUUCAUAUAGGCGUAGAAGUGGUCCACAGUGUGGACAUGCGGCAUCCCCUUCACUUGUGUAAUUCGCAUGCAAACGAUCUGCGCUGUGCAUGUUCUGUUGCAUUCACCUAUAUGCUCAGGAUGGCGCUACUUGCCGCAUGUUUUCAUUUUCGCAAGCUGUCUGUGUUCUAGUCAUCGUAAUGCCAAGCAAAUAGUGCCAGAAUAUUAUGUUUCGUUUUUUGUGACCAAAGAAAACCUCAGGAAUGCAAUCACAGAGCUUGUUGUGCAUUCUCUGGUGUGUUACGUCAGGGAGCGUUUGUAGUUGCCCCUGAGGUGUUUUGUAGUCUGAUGCAACUUUUUGUUGUACAUUUUUUGUUCUAUUUUGUUGAGUACUCGGGGCAGCCGUUGCACCUGGUCAUUUUCUGUGUCAAGUUCUGUAAGCAAUUCUCGUCUCGCGCACAGAAUAUGCAACAUUCUGACGCAGCGUCUAUUCGGUGGCUACUCAAAGUUAGGCUGUGGUAUUAUUUUUCGUUUUGGUAGGUUCUAGUGUAUAAGACUCGUAUGCAGGAUACCGACGUUUAUGUUGUUUUUUUCAACUUCAAGAUAAUGUGAAGCCCUCAAGGAGCAAUCAGAUCCAGUCCUCCAAAUUUGUGCCGUGGGAAUAUAACACUUUCUUUUUGUUUGCUGUUUAUAUUAGGCCAUUUACGUAAUGUCAAGUGCGAAUAUAUGUACUUAAGCGCAUUGCGAAAUUACAAGGGCUGUAAAUAAAAACAAAAAUAGUGAACAGACCUGAUUUUUUAGACUUGCCAACAAGUUGGGCUCUUCUGUAGGAAAUUUUAUUUCGAAUGCGUAGCGGUAGCAGAACCAUGUAAUUACUCAGUCCUAUUUUCAUCAACUUUUCUGCUCAUAUAUAAGUUAAACAUUGCUGACACGUCUAGCAACAUACAAAAUGUUGCCGUUUAGAACAUGCGAAAACAUUUUUAACUUGGAGGCGUCGCUGGCUUCCUCAGAUUGUAUGAUUGUAUGACGGGGAAAGGCAAUUUACGUAGACAUCAUGGCGAUCAUCCUCCAGUUUCAACAGAAGUUUAUACCAAACAAUUAGGCCUCGUGCGUGGAGCGAGAUAAGUAUGACGUAUUGUUACUCAAUAAAGGCGACUUUUUAAUAAAGCUAGAUGUGACAUAAAGUGAAGCAGCAAACAAUUAAAAAACAUUUUUAUGAACAACUGUUUUUUUUUUCUUUUUCAGCUACAUAAGUCCAUGAUACAGCUGUCAUUGGCACCUACAGGCAGUAUGUUUGUGACGCAUCGUUCAACUUUCGUUAUUCAAUUCCACUAAGCCCUUUGUAGCGAAGUCCUGUUGACGCAUUCUUGCUCUGUGCUUGAAACAAAGCGGUUGCACGUACUUAUUUUUUGUUGGGUUGUUGGACAUAGUCGACAUUAAAACCUCGCCCUGACUGUCCUCCGCUCCCAUGCCGCCGAGCAUUGUUGGAGCACACUGUUUGUUGUUUAUAUGUUUGUACAGGUGAUCGAUCGGAAGGAGCUCGCGCAGCUGAGUGACCAUUUCUUUUUCUUUUUUUACCUGCAGUGUGCCAUAAGCGCCGAGCUUCCUGCCACGUUGUGUAUAUAUAAGUACUGACUUGUUUGAUUUUACCUGUUCUAGCUACGUGUUCUGAACACUGGCGAGGGAUUUGUGCCCAGUGAAAAAUGCGGAAAAGAUGUUUGAAUGAACGAACGAAUAAACAAGCGCGCAUUAGUGCGCAAAUGAAACGA